This is a messenger RNA of Diatraea saccharalis (sugarcane borer), 549 nucleotides long. The record is from the annotation of a GenBank genome assembly. NCBI's taxonomy places the organism in Eukaryota, Metazoa, Arthropoda, Insecta, Lepidoptera, Crambidae.
AUGAUCUCGUACACGAUCCAAGAAUGGUAUACCCCGGCCGAGGUGGCCAUCCACAACCGAGCAACCGAUUGCUGGGUGUCCCUAAACGGGAAGGUCUUCGAUCUAUCUGAUUGGUUGGAGCAACAGUUCAAGUUGUGCAAAUGUACUAAAUCGUGCUCAUGCCGUGUCAAAUCUUGGUUCUGCGAAGACACUUGCGUCGAGCUGUGCGAAUGUUUCAAAAGAGGAUUCCCUUACUGUGACGCGAAGAGGUUAGCCAUGACCAUCGUGGCUUACGCCGGCAAGGACGUGAGCCACUGGUUCAAAGGUGAAGACUGGGUUACCUACAUGCACCCUGUCACUAUGUUGUCAACUACGUUCCAACUGCACGGGCACGGCGCCCGGCAGCCCGUGGUACCUUCCACGAAGUGGCGGCCACUAGAGAAACCGUGGUGGCUUAACGAAAGUUACGUCAUUGGGAAGGUUACGGCGAGAACUAGGCCUAUACGAAUCACAAAUACACUGACAGGUAAAGGUUUGAUAGGAAUUCAAUGCUACUUGGAAAACAACUAG